AGGUGCAGGCAACAGGUGUGCACAGUUUACACAGACCUCACAGAGUGCUCUCACUCUGGCAGCUGCCAGGAUUCACACAUUUCUCUGGAUCUACUGGGCAUUUGGGAAUUAAAUAAGGCCUCACAAUGGCCAACUUUGGUGGACAUGCCAUUCCUGGCACUUUUUUCCUCUUUUAUGGCUUUUGGCUAACAGUGAAGCACAUUCGCCAACACUACUGGAGGACGAGUCAGCCCAAAGGAAGACAGAAUAUGCCUCCUUUCCUUAAAAGAAUGGAAUACUUUGAAGGAGGACUCCAAAUCUUUGCUGCAUUUGUGGGCAUCAUGGUUGAACAGUUUGUGGUGGACGGGCCGCAUGCCCGCCUCUACGACAAGGAGAACAACUCGUGGGUCAAGCUGAUGAACUGGCAGCACAGCACCAUGUAUCUGUUCUUUGGGAUCGCUGGAAUAGCACUGGUUGCCAGCACUGCGUCCAAACUGGUGCCAUCUGGUGUUGACCGCUUCACUCUCUCCUUGGCUCUUUUUGUUGAAGGGUUUUUGUUUUAUUACCAUGUACACAGUCGGCCACACCUGGAUGCUCACAUCCACUCCCUGCUGCUGGUGGCUGUGUUUGGUGGAUCAGCCGGCACCAUGUUGGAGGUGUUCAUGAGAGACAACAUUCUUUUGGAGCUGUUCAAGGCGUGCAUGUUCAUCCUGCAGGGCUCGUGGUUCUACCAGAUUGGAUUUGUACUGUACCCUUUGAGUGGACCACAAUGGGACUUGGAAAUGCAUGACAACGUUAUGUUUGUCACAAUGUGCUUCUGCUGGCAUUUAGCCAUCGCCCUGCUUUUAGUCACCUUCACCUCCUCUGUGGUUUGGUUCACGCUGAAGCGAUGCUCAGGAAGGGGACAGGACAUAGAGAUCGGAAUGCGAAAAACAUCCUCCAAAGCAAGCUGUCAGAAAGCUUUGCUUGAAGAGUCAGAUGAAGAGUGAAUGUUUUUGUUAUGGUUCUUUCAAUUUUUAUUCAAAUUUCUAUGUUGAUGGUCUGUGUGUAAGAGUUUGUAAGUGUGUGUAAGUGUUUGCACAAUCUACUUUGUUUUUGUAAUAAAAUAACAUUAAGCACAAAUCUAUUUAAA
This is a messenger RNA of Lates calcarifer (barramundi perch), 1111 nucleotides long. RefSeq names its product transmembrane protein 45B (gene tmem45b). Lineage: Eukaryota; Metazoa; Chordata; Actinopteri; Centropomidae. The transcript has 6 exons. Bases 126 to 968 code for a protein of 280 amino acids. The record is from RefSeq and is a predicted model, not a curated record.